GAGGAUCUUUCUUCUACUCUCUCGAACAUUGAACAUUGGCUAGUUAAUAUGUCAGAUAUUGAACGCCUCAGUGAGGCCAUGCAACGCUUGGAUAAUCUACGAAGGAGCAACCGACCUAAUCAGCGGCGAGUUCAUAAUUUAAGACAAAAUUCUGAAGCUCGCGACGUUACCAUAUCCUCGCGCGCAACCACCGCUCCCAGAGCUAGAGGAUCCUCUCUCACUCCCACCAAUGAAAGUCAAUGGAUCCGCGAAGGUCGAAUAGUGCGUGAGGUUGUGUAUUAUAGAACACAAAAGCUACUCCGCAAAGAAUUAGCGACAAUGCAACGAGACUUAUUAGCCUCAGAAAAGCGACAGCGUCUUACUGGUCAGGUUGAGAUGCAUGAAUCAGAUGCCGCUGCAAAUGGCGAGCCUGGCUCUCCUCCCGGGGAUCGGGAAAGCCUAGGUUCUGAUACAGGUCAGGAUACUCGUAUCAAAAGUUUAGAAUGGUAUUUUCGCAAAGCUUUCGUCGAUGCGUCUCUUCGUCCUACUCAGAAACCUUUAAAGGAAAUCGACCCGUGCUUUUGCAGUGAUCCAUACGCGAUUGGAACCGCCGAUGGAGAAUGCCACGAAGCUGUCAAAAUGCCAAGGUGCGCGCAUGUCUUUGGGCGCUCUUGUAUUGCAAUGUGGCUACAGGAGAAGGAUACUUGUCCGAUGUGUAGGCAUAAGAUUGUGAUAAUAAGUUUGGAAUGACAUCCUUGCAAUUGAUUGAGCACUGGGUAUCAAAAGGGGUCUUGAAUCUUGACGUCA
Botrytis cinerea B05.10 is the source of this 786-nucleotide messenger RNA. RefSeq lists its product as hypothetical. NCBI's taxonomy places the organism in Eukaryota, Fungi, Ascomycota, Leotiomycetes, Helotiales, Sclerotiniaceae. The record is from RefSeq and is a predicted model, not a curated record. The transcript has a single exon. Gene Ontology annotation, biological process: ubiquitin-dependent protein catabolic process. Gene Ontology annotation, cellular component: cytoplasm. Gene Ontology annotation, molecular function: ubiquitin protein ligase activity. The coding region runs from base 49 to 729 and encodes 226 amino acids.